Messenger RNA from Dryobates pubescens (Downy woodpecker), 1892 nucleotides. It is a transcript of the gene TXN2, whose product is annotated as thioredoxin 2. Gene Ontology annotation, cellular component: mitochondrion. NCBI's taxonomy places the organism in Eukaryota, Metazoa, Chordata, Aves, Piciformes, Picidae. The coding region runs from base 174 to 632 and encodes 152 amino acids. The transcript has 4 exons. Gene Ontology annotation, biological process: cell redox homeostasis. The record is from RefSeq and is a predicted model, not a curated record. Gene Ontology annotation, molecular function: protein-disulfide reductase activity.
UCAGCGUGUGGGUGGGGCGCUAAGCGGAAGUUUUGUGAGGCGCGGGUCACCUCCGAGAAGAGCACCUCCUGGCGUGGGGACUGUCUUGCUGAGGACACUUUAAGUGGGGUACUGCUGCAGUGGAACCAGUUGUGGGGUGCCCUCACUCCACAUACUUCCUCCUUUCCCAACAGAUGGCCCAGAGGCUAGCUCUUCAGCGGCUGCUGUCCCUCACCCCCAGGACACUGCACCCCCAGGGCUCCCUGGCACUGCGUGCUUCCCUGGCAACUCAGGGCAGGGCCUUCAGCACCUCAGCAGGCUGCAGGAGCACUUUCAACGUGCAGGACGGCAGUGAUUUCCAGGACCGCGUGGUGAACAACCCCAAACCUGUUGUGGUGGACUUCCAUGCACAGUGGUGUGGCCCCUGCAAGAUCCUGGGCCCCAGGUUAGAGAAGAUGGUGGCCAAGCAGGGGGGGAAAGUGCUGAUGGCCAAAGUGGACAUUGAUGAUCACACAGACCUUGCUAUUGAGUAUGAGGUGUCAGCAGUGCCAACCGUGCUGGCUAUGAAGAACGGAGAUGUUGUGGACAAGUUUGUGGGGAUAAAGGACGAGGAUCAGCUGGAGGCAUUCCUCAAGAAACUCAUUGGAGCCUGAAGUAAAAUAGUGGCUGUACCUCUGCCUCCAGAUACGUCCAUGUUGUGCAUUCCUUGCCUGGGAGAGCUGAGGGGCACAUGAACUGCCUGCCUUGUGCAACCUGGGGGUUUCUUCUGGUCUGAGGUUUUUAGGAGAUGGACAGUCUUGUAACCCUUCCUCCCUCUCCCCCUUCUCUUGAGCAGCAGCAGUUUUAAAGGGCGCCGAGGAGCACGGCUGCUUAUUCUCAGCCUGGGGAAUGCAGCUGGAAUUAGAAGCCUGUGUUUAUCAGCAAAGAGCUGAUGCGUGGAGCUGCUGCUGAGUUAAGAGGAGGAAUGGUUGGUUUUUUCCUUGCCUAGCAUCUGAUAGCCCAGAGCAGAGGGCAGCUGCUCCCUGCAAGAUGUAAGUACAUACCUGCCCUGGGUGGGUUUGUUUAAAGCUGAGAAUGCCUCUUGCCUGAGAAAGCUGUCUCUUUGUCUCUCUGUCCUCAUGUCCCUGGGACAGGUACAACUGCUCCACAAACCCAUGAGCUCCCAGCACAAUUUUCUAAGAGAAUAUAGAAUUAUUUUAUGGAUCUCCUUUUGUAGGACUGCAAUAAAAAGAACUUUAUCAGUCACUGCUGUCUAGCUGGGGAAUAAAACUUGAGUCUCAGAAAUGACAGGGGAGUCCCUUGUCUGUCCAGAGAGGUGAGAGGGAGUACCAGCAGCAGAGUGGCUGGUUUGUAACGAUGGUUUAGGAGAGGCAAUGUGCCAGAAACCCCAUGUGAAUUACUUUCAUGGGGGUUUCAGUACUGCUUCUGUGAUCCCCUUUGGGUGAUUACUGGAUCCAGGCUGCUGAAGGAAGGACUUCCCUCCUGUGUGCAGAGGAACAGCAGCUCACUGCACAUAAGGCACCUGCCUUCUGCUUGCACCCCCUAUGCUUUGUCCCUCCACUCCUGCCUGGGGAGCCUGAGAGCCUCCUUCACCCUCGCAUGAAUGAUUAAACGUGCUCAUGCAGGUGAGCCCUGACAAAAGGCAGUCUUGUCACUUUAACUGCCCUGACCUUUAGACUAAGGGAGGCUGUUGUGUGCUUGCACUGCAGGCAGCCUUCAGCCCUUCCCAUCUCCUCCUCCUCCUCCUCAUAUACACCUGUUAGUCAACCUGGCAUCUAAGUGCUCCCAGCCUACUUCUGUGCUUGUAGGCAGAGUACAGCACCAGCGCUGAUGCCUGCUGUAAUGCUUAAUUCCAGUUUGCUUAUCUAAGCUGCAUGAGAACAUUGUAAAUGCUUAAUUACCAUGUACAAACU